AUGGAGCUGUUCUCACCGCCAGAACCAGGGUUUCCUGCAGCAAAGAGCUCAUCUAUGCCACAGAAAAAAUUCCGUGUCCUGGUGGGUGUGACUGGGAGUGUGGCUGCCCUGAAGCUGCCUCUCCUCGUUGCCGAAUUGCUGAAAAUCCCAGGGCUCGAAGUGAAGGUGGUCACUACUGAGAGAGCAAAGCAUUUCUACAAUGCCCAGGAGAUUCCUGUCACCCUCUACAGUGAUGAAGAUGAGUGGCAGAUGUGGAAAGGUCGUUCGGACCCAGUCCUGCACAUCGAGCUCAGACGGUGGGCUGACCUUAUGUUAGUGGCACCUCUUGAUGCAAACACGCUGGCAAAGCUCGCGAAUGGCAUCUGUGACAACCUGCUGACUUGUGUCAUCCGUGCUUGGGAUCUGAGCAAACCUCUGCUCUUCUGCCCAGCUAUGAACACGGCCAUGUGGGAACAUCCCAUCACAGCUCAGCAGGUGGAGCAGCUGAAAGGCUUUGGCUACACAGAGAUCCCCUGUGUGGUGAAGAAACUAGUGUGUGGAGAUGAAGGUCGAGGUGCCAUGGCAGAAGUGUGGACCAUUGUGGAGAGCGUGAAAAGGAUCCUUGAAGAACGGGACAUGCCAACGCAGAGCUGAUGCUUCGGCAUGCAAAUUGUAUUUGUUUGCUUCCCUGAUGAUUUGAAGAUAAAACCGACAGGAA
Charadrius vociferus (killdeer) is the source of this 697-nucleotide messenger RNA. It is a transcript of the gene PPCDC, whose product is annotated as phosphopantothenoylcysteine decarboxylase. The transcript is spliced from 5 exons. Gene Ontology annotation, biological process: coenzyme A biosynthetic process. The record is from RefSeq and is a predicted model, not a curated record. Gene Ontology annotation, cellular component: phosphopantothenoylcysteine decarboxylase complex. Bases 1 to 633 code for a protein of 210 amino acids. NCBI's taxonomy places the organism in Eukaryota, Metazoa, Chordata, Aves, Charadriiformes, Charadriidae. Gene Ontology annotation, molecular function: FMN binding; phosphopantothenoylcysteine decarboxylase activity.